AUGUAUCCUAAGUUUAUAUCCUCCUUAUUUCCACUGUCAGCACCUACCCUUGGCAUUGAGCCACUUACCGGUGCAAACUAUGCUUUUUGGAAAGAUCAAUUAAAUUUGACUCUAGGGUUCCUAGACCUUGACUAUGUCAUUCGCCAUGAUGAGUCUGAUGCUAUUGUUGCUACCUCUACUAUAGAUCAAAAGGCGGAAUAUGAGAAAUGGGAAAAGUCGAAUCGCUUGCCACUAAUGACAGUCAAGAACUCCAUUCCCCUUGGUAUCCGAGGAGCUAUCCCGGACUAUGACAAAGUCAAAACUUACCUCAAAUCUGUUGAGGAUCACUUCAAGGGAUCGUCUAAGGCGCAUGCAAGUAGCUUAAUGCUACAAAUGCUUACUCUGAAAUACGAGGGAACUAGCGGUGUUCGUGAACACAUAAUGAAAAUGACUAACAUGGCGAACAAGCUUAAGACUCUGGAAAUGGAAGUCUCUGACAAUUUUCUUGUACAUUUCAUAAUGACCUCAUUGUCUGCUCGUUUCGAUGCCUUCAAGAUUAACUAUAAUGCUAUAAAGGAUAAAUGGAAGAUAAGUGAAUUGAUCGGAAUGUGUCAACAAAGAGGACCGCCUUAA
Erigeron canadensis is the source of this 612-nucleotide messenger RNA. RefSeq lists its product as uncharacterized. Lineage: Eukaryota; Viridiplantae; Streptophyta; Magnoliopsida; Asterales; Asteraceae. The record is from RefSeq and is a predicted model, not a curated record. The transcript has a single exon. The coding region runs from base 1 to 612 and encodes 203 amino acids.